AUGGCUCCACAAUCCGGACCGACAAGGCAGGCCUCGCAUGCAGGCAGCUGGUACACCGAUGACCAGGCCGAGCUCGAUGAAUCUCUCGCUGAAUGGCUCAGCGACGUCAACGCAGACCAGCUCCCCUCGCCACUUUCCGUCUGCGAUAACAAGCCGAGCUCAGAUGCACUGCCCUUGCCCCUUCCGACCUGCCGUGCCAUCAUCGGUCCGCACGCCGGCUUUGCCUACUCCGGCCGUGCAGCUGCAUAUGCCUACAAAUGCAUCGACGCCGCUUCCAUCGAGAGGGUCUUUAUCCUCGGCCCUUCGCACCACGUCUAUCUCGACGGAUGCGCUGUCUCUCGCUGCUCUCAUUAUGCAACCCCACUCGGCAAUCUCGAGGUUGACCGCCAAGUGACCGAAGAGCUCAAAGCGACGGGCAAGUUCGAGACCAUGACGCAGUCUCAGGAUGAAGACGAACAUAGCAUGGAAAUGCAUCUGCCGUACAUCUACAAGGUGUUCGAAGGCAAGACGAUUCGGAUUGUACCGAUCCUGGUUGGAGCGAUCAACACCAAGACCGAGGAUGUCUACGGCAAGCUGCUGGCGCCGUAUCUGAAUGACUCGCGCAACUUCUUUGUCGUUUCCAGCGACUUUUGCCAUUGGGGUACGAGGUUCAGGUACACAUACUACAAGCCGGCGAACGACAGCGCAGCCACGAUGCUUUCGGCAAGGACGCCACGAUCGGCAUACGAAAGCACGCCAAUUCAUCAGAGCAUCCGCGCUCUGGAUGAGCAAGGCAUCUUUGCCAUCACCUAUCCGUGGACGCAGAGCGGGGAAAACAAGACUGCAGCCGAGGCGCGAAAGGCAUUUGCAGAGUACCUCAGCAGUACGAAGAACACCGUAUGCGGGAGACAUCCGAUCGGCGUGUUGCUCGCAGCGCUGGCAGAGCUCGAGAAGACGGCGCAGACCAAGUCCGAGUGCCGCUUCACCAGGUACGAACAAAGCAGCCAGUGCACCUCGCCGCAAGACUCGUCUGUCUCCUACGCAUCUGCUUUCGUGCGCUUCUAA
Messenger RNA from Moesziomyces antarcticus, 1044 nucleotides. RefSeq names its product UPF0103-domain-containing protein. Bases 1 to 1044 code for a protein of 347 amino acids. The transcript has a single exon. Lineage: Eukaryota; Fungi; Basidiomycota; Ustilaginomycetes; Ustilaginales; Ustilaginaceae. The record is from RefSeq and is a predicted model, not a curated record.